Molecule: messenger RNA, 2247 nt
Organism: Podarcis muralis (Common wall lizard)
Lineage: Eukaryota; Metazoa; Chordata; Lepidosauria; Squamata; Lacertidae
Gene: CPNE3
Product: copine 3
Biological process (GO): cellular response to calcium ion; ERBB2 signaling pathway
Cellular component (GO): plasma membrane
Molecular function (GO): calcium-dependent phospholipid binding; receptor tyrosine kinase binding
Source: RefSeq, a predicted model, not a curated record
GGGGGAGGGGCGGGGGUUAGAAGGAUUGGUUUUAUUUACUAUUUCUCACUGGGUCCUCUGAGGUGGCCGACGCAUGCGCACGGCUCGCUUCGCCCGCAGCUCCUUGGGUUACACAAGUUCUGAGGCGCUGCAGAGAAGAGGAGCCGCUGCUCAGGGAGGGGCUGCUGCGCCCUUUCGGACGUUUGUGGGAAGCGGCUGCGGAAGGAAGCCUCUCUGAGUGAGGCAGAUGGCAGCGCAAUGUGUAACAAAGGUGGAGCUAACCAUCUCUUGCAGCAACCUCCUGGAUAAAGAUGUCGGCUCCAAGUCAGACCCAUUGUGUGUGCUGCUUCAGCACACAAGUGGACAACAGUGGUAUGAGGUUGAUCGCACAGAAAGAAUCAAGAACUGUUUGGACCCCAGGUUUUCCAAGAGAUUCCUAAUUGAUUACUAUUUUGAGCUGGUGCAGAAACUCAAAUUUGGGAUUUUUGACAUUGACAAUACAACUGUUGAUCUGAGUGAUGAUGACUUCUUAGGAGAAUUGGAAUGCACACUGGGGCAGAUUGUUUCUAGCAAAACGCUCACCCGGCCACUACUCUUGAAAAAUGGCAGACCUGCAGGAAAAGGAAAAAUAACGAUUACUGCUGAAGAAGUAAAGGAUAAUCGGGUAGUCAUGUUUGAAGUUGAAGCAAGGAAACUGGACAACAAGGAUUUCUUUGGAAAAUCUGAUCCUUAUUUGGAGUUCCACAAGCAGACUUCUGAAGGAAACUGGGUGAUGGUGCACAGAACAGAAGUUAUUAAAAAUAACUUGAAUCCCGUAUGGAGGCCAUUUAAAAUCUCUCUCAACUCUUUGUGUUACGGAGAUAUGGAUAAAACGAUCAAGGUUGAGUGCUAUGAUUAUGACAGUGAUGGGUCCCAUGAUCUCAUAGGGACCUUUCAGACCACACUAUCAAAACUGAAGGAAGCGUCGCGACAUUCACCAGCUGAAUUUGAAUGCAUCAAUGAGAAGAAGAGGCAAAAGAAGAAAAGCUACAGAAAUUCAGGCAUUGUGAGUGUUAAACAUUGUGAGAUUAUAAUGGAGUGUACUUUCCUUGACUACAUCAUGGGAGGGUGCCAGCUGAAUUUUACUGUUGGCAUUGACUUUACUGGCUCGAAUGGAGAUCCUCGCUCCCCAGAUUCCCUACAUUACAUCAGCCCUAAUGGCGUGAAUGAAUACCUGACUGCCAUUUGGUCUGUUGGGAUGGUCAUUCAGGACUACGAUACAGAUAAGAUGUUCCCAGCUUUUGGGUUUGGAGCUCAGAUUCCUCCCUCUUACCAGGUGUCACAUGAGUUUCCAUUAAAUUUUAACCCAUCAAACCCAUUUUGCAGUGGAAUCCAAGGCAUUGUGGAUGCAUACCGGGCCUGCCUUCCUCAAGUAAGAUUGUAUGGGCCCACCAACUUUUCUCCAAUAAUAAAUCACAUGGCUAAGUUUGCUGCUGCAGCUACACAGCAAAAAACAGCUUCUCAAUAUUUUGUGCUCCUGAUCAUCACUGAUGGGGUGAUAACAGACCUUGAUGAGACCAGAUCUGCCAUUGUUAACGCAGCUAAGCUUCCCAUGUCCAUUAUAAUUGUUGGUGUCGGAGGAGCUGAUUUCAGUGCCAUGGAAUUCCUUGACAGUGACAGUGGGGCUCUGAGGUCUCUUUCAGGAGAGGCUGCUAUUAGAGACAUCGUUCAAUUUGUGCCAUUUCGACAGUUCCAGAAUGCUCCCAAAGAAGCGCUUGCUCAGAGUGUCCUGGCAGAGGUGCCUCAGCAAGUGGUGAACUACUUCAGCACAUUCAAGCUCCAGCCUCCAAACAACCCUGCAGCAAAGCAAGAUGGGAGCUGAGCAGCUGACCCUGAGUAUCCAGUUCCUUAUGUGGGGAAUGUCUUCACCACCUUCCUCUGCAGUGCCAACAGGCCAGGGUGGAUGACAGGACCUUUUGAUACAGCACAUAAAAUGCAUAAACUGUUUCAGAUACUCCUUUCUUUCAUUUUUUGUUCUGGGUCGCCAAAGAUGCCAUUUUGCUUUAACAGUCAAUUGCAAGUGAGACUGAAAACUUUAUUUAGACUUAACAAAACUCUCAAACUAUGUACAUCUUCAGGAAGAACAUGCAAGUUUGCUUUUUUGCCAUGCCAUCACCCCUUUGGCUGCUUAUAGUGCCCAGGACAAAACACAGUGUGCCUCCAGCUGCAGUUAGGUACAGGGCUUUAGUGUGCCUUUGAAAGCAGUGCACUGUACCCAUCUUGACUUCC